Molecule: messenger RNA, 741 nt
Organism: Zasmidium cellare ATCC 36951
Lineage: Eukaryota; Fungi; Ascomycota; Dothideomycetes; Mycosphaerellales; Mycosphaerellaceae
Exons: 1
Coding region: 1-741 (246 amino acids)
Source: RefSeq, a predicted model, not a curated record
AUGGAUGACGAGGCGAUGGACGGCCCGCCAAGCUACUACGACUCAUUGCCAUCCUACAAGACGGUCUCGACACUCGCAUUGGAGCAGGUCGACAGCUUCUUCCGCGAACAACCUCUCCCGCCCAUAAUCAACUACUUCGUUCGAUCGAACAGGGCGCCGUCGGCAUGGAAAUUGCUCUCUGGGCCUUGCCUCUCCAAUGCCACGACCGUAAUCAACACGGAGCCGCUCCGUAAGCGACGUUACAGGAUUCUCUAUCCACCCGGGUAUGAGGACGUCUUUCUCCACAAAAGCAUCUGGAUGAGCAACGCCGAUGCCUUGCCGCGCUACUUUGUCGAACUGCACGGUCGGAAUCGAUAUGAGCCAGAACCAAUCGCCAUCAUGGGACCAUGCGAUCACGACGAAGAUGCAACAGAUGAAGUGAAGGACAUCGCUGCAGCAUACGUGCCACGAGUAUGCUCCCGCAUCGAAGACGAAGUUUCCAAGACGACUCGAUAUUCCACGUUCUGUGAGAUGGAGUACUUUUCGUGGGAUUGGCGAUGCAAGACCGAGAAUGCGAGGCUGGACAUGAGGCAUCUGAUCGACAAGGGCAAGGAGAGAUGUGCGGUUAGCGAAGGCCUGGUGCUGCAACUGGAAAGGUUUUUGGGGUUUGUCGACAAGCAAGGAAUAUACCCAGAGGUGAUACGGAUCUUGAGAAAGCAGGUCGCUGGGGCGAGUAUGCGAUUGGAAAGGUUGAGGCUUUGA